CCACAGCCACCCAAGCAAGACUGACUCUUUAAAUAUCCCCGCAGAAACCGGGGAGGCCAAUUGCAGUGCGCGCAAAGACGCACGAUGGCCACCGUACCGUGUUUACUCCUCUUGGCGGCGAUAGUCGCACUGAGCGCCGCCGCCCCGGCUGACAAGGCAUCGGCACUCCUGGACGGCGAAAAGCGGAUCGACGAGCCACUAAACAUGCUGAUGCUGGAAGCAGCGAAGUUGAAGAAGGACGAAGAAGAAGCUUUGACCAAGAAAAGCGUCGACUCUCAGAAAGACUGGCCUGUGGACGCACCCUUGAUCAAGAAAGUUGUCAUGAAGGUUCUAAAGGAGUUGAAGAACCCAACAGAUGUGAUGUCCCAAGACAGCAGGGGUCUUCAAGAAACACGAACGCAAUGCGGAGGACAGUUCACCGACAUAGAAGGCGAGUUCACGUCUCCGAACUACCCCGAGAACUACGACAACGAGCUGAGCUGUACCUGGACCAUCACACUGCCGGACAACAACCUCGUGCUUCUGACCGCCGACGACUUCCAGACAGAAAGGGCUUACGACGUCGUCAAGUUUUUCGACGGUGACAGCGCCUCUGCAUCUGAGAUACGGAGCGUUGCCGGUUUGCCCAGAGAUCUGUCCACCAUCGUCAGUACCGGUCCCAGCCUGACUGUCGGCUUCACGAGUGAUGGCAGUGUUACGGAGAAGGGAUUCUCAUUUUCUUACCAAGCGAUCAAAUGUGGAGGUCAGGUGACCGACUCCAAAGUGCCCAUCACCAGUCCCGGGUUCGGAGUUCUGGACCGGUACCCGAACAACACGGACUGUGAGUGGGUCAUACUGGUCAAGCCGGGCGCCACGGUCAAACUCACGUUCGAUCAGUUCAACCUGGAGGGACCGUACUGCGCAUACGACUUCCUAGAUAUACUAGACGGGCCAAACAACAAGUCAGAGAGAAUCGACAAGUACUGCGGGGACACACUGCAGGGGCAGACCGUGCGGUCCACAGGCAGCGCCCUCUACCUGCACUUCCACUCGGAUCGGAGCGUCGCCGGGACCGGGUUUUCCGCAAGCUUCAGGGCGGUGUGUACUGGUGAGUGUGCAGCGACAGAGCCGCCUCUAGUUACGGAGGCGCCACCCCUUCCACCGACAAAUGCACCACCCCCUCCAGAGACGGAGGCUCCACCCCCCGAACCAACAGAAGCACCACCCCCUCCACCAACAGAGGCACCACCCCCUCCACCAACAGAGGCACCACCCCCUCCAGAAACAGAAGCCCCGCCCCCUCCAGUGACGGAGCCCCCUCCAUUGGUGGAGUGCCCGCCGUACCAGUACGCAUGUAGGUCCGGCGAAUGUACACACCAGCGGUAUGAGUGCAACGGCACACCAGACUGUCAGGACGGCAGCGACGAAGCACGCUGCUUUGAGUGCGACCACAACAUACACAAGCCUUAUUACGUCAUGCCGUACUACUGGGUCUGUGACGGGCUAAAUGACUGUGUGGACGGGGCGGACGAGGCCGGAUGUGAAGGGCCGCCCACUCCGCCUUCUGUACUAGAAGCCCAUUGGUCCGAGUGGGGUGACUGGGGUGCGUGUUCCAAGGACUGUGAAGGCACGAGGAACCGUACCCGGGAGUGUGUGAGGUACCAGGAAGGACAGGAGUGUUUGGAAGGCUCGAACGUGCAACAUGAGAUGUGCGGAUCCCCAGGACCCUGUACGCCUGAACCAGACAGUGACUGUGGCACCAGGGUGUUCGAGCAGGGUCGUGUCCGGAUUGUCAACGGCGAGGACGCAGUGCGGGGCUCGUGGCCGUGGAUCGUGCAGUUCGGGGUGACGUGGGGACAGAAGCCGUUCUGUGGAGGAACCCUCAUUGAUCCGGAGUGGGUCGUCACCGCUUCACACUGCUUCUACGACGAAGAGUACGUUUAUUAG
Branchiostoma belcheri (Belcher's lancelet) is the source of this 1926-nucleotide messenger RNA. RefSeq lists its product as uncharacterized. The record is from RefSeq and is a predicted model, not a curated record. NCBI's taxonomy places the organism in Eukaryota, Metazoa, Chordata, Leptocardii, Amphioxiformes, Branchiostomatidae. Gene Ontology annotation, molecular function: protein binding; serine-type endopeptidase activity. Gene Ontology annotation, biological process: proteolysis. Bases 85 to 1926 code for a protein of 613 amino acids. The transcript is spliced from 10 exons.